CAAACGCUCAAUUUUUUUUUAGUCGUUUGUACCCAAAAUAUAAGCUACUUACAAUUUCAAGACUCUUGCUUCAAAAACAGUAUAAAUGUUUUUUUAUCAACAAGUGUGAAGGUUAAUACAAGAGGUGUGAAUUUAAAACGUUCACCUUUGAUAGAAAAUACUAUAGAUUAGAUUAAUUUUUUUGCUAAAGCCAUAAUCAAAGCUGGUACCACCUUAUCAUUAGCAGCGAUUAAUCUAUUUAAAUUAUUGGCACACAUGACACAUUGAAUAUUAAGGAACGACAUUACUUAUUGUGUCACAGCUUUUAAAGUAUUACUAUAUAGUAUUGUAGAAAUCGUAGCCAGGUUCUUGCUAGUUGAACAUCUACCUACGCGGCUACACCCUACCAAAACGUUUAAGAAAUACAGAUUUCAACCAGUGGUCUACUUUAUUUCAUCACUAGUUAAAUCUCGAUUUCACAAUUUUCAACACUCUAAUUGACAAAGGUUUUUUUUUCCAAAGCAAAGCUUGAUUAAAAUUAAAGGAUAUGCAAGUUUUUUUUUUUUGGUAAAAGGAUAUGCAAGUUUGUGCUUAUAUUGACAAAGGUUUUUUUUUCAAAGCAAAGCUAGUGCUUAUUAUUAUCUUACAGUGAUUAUUAAUUAAACAAAAUGUGGUUGGAAACAUAGUGUCUCAAACUAGAAACAUUUAAUAAAAAUGAUGAUGAAAAUAGUUUGGCAAACUAAAAAAAAAAUCAACAAAAAAAAAGUCAAAGAGCUCCAUGUGAAAUCAGUAAAGCAACAUUUCUGGGGUUUCUUCUUCUCUCUACAAAAGUCUAUAAAUAUGUACAAGCUGAACUUAACUUUAAUAACCCACAAAGCUAGAUCUUAAAAAUAAAAUAAAAUCUUUUCUUUUCAUAGCCAAUAUCUCAAAUCACAUUUUUAUUCAUCUUUAUUGAACCUGAAAAUCCACCAUCACCAUUAUCAUAUUCUUUGAUAUUUUUCUCUUCGCUGAAAUAAAAAAUUUCUUUUACGUUAAGACUCCAAGAAUCCGGGACGGUUUCUGUUGCGAUAACCUUUUGUGUGUUUACAGUUUGAAAAAUGGAAGAAAAUAAUGAUGUUUUUCAGACCAAGUUCAGUCCCAAAAUCUCAGAAAUAAGAGCUUCUUUGUCGCAGAUCAUAUUAGCAGGAGGACCAAACACGCUCGACUCAAUCUUCUCUCUUCUCACUCCCUCCUCCCGAGAGUCCUCCACAACAUCCCUAGACACUCUCAAUCCUCCACCGCAACAGCUCGGCUCCUCCGUCUAUCUCCAGCAACGAGAUCUUAUCGAGAGACUCCACCUCCAAAACAGAGCGGUCUCCACUCCUCCUCCUCUGUUUUCCUCAUCCGCAGCUUUCGCCGCUUCGUUGGCGGCUGGGACGGCCAAAAGGAAGAAGCUAUACAGAGGAGUGAGGCAGAGACACUGGGGAAAAUGGGUCGCCGAGAUAAGACUGCCGCAGAAUAGAAUGAGGGUUUGGUUAGGUACUUACGAGACGGCGGAAGCCGCCGCCUACGCUUACGAUCGCGCCGCCUAUAAGCUCCGCGGAGAAUACGCUCGUCUCAACUUCCCAAAUCUCAAGGACCCGAGCGAGCUGCUCGGACUCGGUGAUUCCUCUAAGCUAAUAGCUCUCAAAAGCGCCGUCGACGGGAAGAUCCAAACGAUUUGCCAGAGAGUCAGAAGAGAGAGAGCCAAGAAGAGCGGAAAAGGAAGCAAAGAUUCUUCCACCGCGACGGCGGACUCUUCGUAUUCAUCCUCGUCGGAGAUUCUUUCUUCUCCGGCGGAAGCGGUGACUGCCACUGUGGUUAGUUCAGAGGAUAGUUACCGGAGUUCGCAGAUGGGUCUGUGGAAUAGCGAGAAGAGCUAUCCGGCGACGACAACAUCGACGGCGGAGGAGGAAGACACGAUGAUGGGAGUGGAUACUGAUGGGUUUUUGCUUGCGAGGAUGCCGUCAUUCGAUCCUGAGCUUAUUUGGGAAGUUCUCGCCAAUUAAAACACACAAACUGAAUUUUGAUCACAUCAAUCAUAUGGAGAGUAAAAGAAAACUUGGGAAUCAAGAAAUGAUGAGAAGAUUAGGGGUUUAGGUGUGAAUUAGGGUUUAAAAUAAACCGGAUCUUUUGUUAAAAUCGCUCGAAAGUCGUUAAAUAAUGGAAUAUUAAAACUUAAGCCUCGUAGUUUUUGAGAGAGGUUGUGAAAGCUCCUUUUUUGAAUAUAUAUUGUUAUCAUCCAAGGACUUUCUGAUUGUACUGUGAACCACUAUUAAUACGUUACAGUUUUAUUUGAGCAA
Messenger RNA from Brassica rapa (field mustard), 2300 nucleotides. RefSeq names its product ethylene-responsive transcription factor ERF061. Gene Ontology annotation, biological process: regulation of DNA-templated transcription. The record is from RefSeq and is a predicted model, not a curated record. NCBI's taxonomy places the organism in Eukaryota, Viridiplantae, Streptophyta, Magnoliopsida, Brassicales, Brassicaceae. Gene Ontology annotation, molecular function: DNA binding; DNA-binding transcription factor activity.